AUGUCCUCCUCAUCUAGUCUUACAGAAGACUGGGGAAGGCGGGGAAAUGCCGAUCCCGAUAAUGAGCGUUGCGAAGAGACGUCGCCGAGUGACAGCCAGAGGUUAGGAUGGUUUACUAUCAUGUGCCUCAUUCUCAACCGCUCAAUAGGUACUGGUAUCUUUGCAACUCCAUCGAAGAUAUUCCUUGGUGUAGGCAAUGCCGGCACGUCGCUUUUGCUGUGGGCAUUCGGCGGGGUAGUCGCUCUGGCCGGUCUGCAUGUGUGGAACGAACUCGGUCUUUCUGUGCCUCGAAAAUAUGAAAGGAGCGUCCCGCGUAGUGGAGGAGAGAAAAACUAUUUCGAGUACAUGCUCAGAUCGCCCGCCUUCCUGGUCACAUGCAUGUACGGGAUCGUCUUCCUCAUUCUUGGGAACUUAUCUGGCAAUGCGAUUCAACUCGGAGUAUAUGUCAUGGUUGCGGCAGGCCACGACAAUCCCUCCAAAGGCCCUGUCCUGGGAAUUGCAAUUGCUGCGUUAACGCUCGCCGUCUCUGUCCACAUUUUCUCACGUCGAGGGGGCAUUGUGCUAAACAAUGCAUUCGCAGUAUUCAAGGUCUCACUUCUUGUCACCAUCAUUAUCCUGGGGAUUCUUCGAAAAUCUGGUCUAGAUCUGGGCGGCGGCAGUACGCAGACUAAGAACUUCGAGAAGCCAUUCGCAGGUUCAUCGUCCCAUCUGGCGCAUUAUGUUGACUCGUUGCUGUACAUAUUGUACUCAUACUCCGGGUUCAAGCAGCCAUUCUAUGUUCUCGGAGAGGCAAAAACUCCAAGGAGGAUAUUUCCUUGGGCCACAAAUGCCGCUGUGCUCAUCCAAUGGCUACUCUUCGUCUUGACGAAUGUUGCUUAUCUCUGGGCAGUUGACGCGACGCGAAUUGAAGAAACGCUUGCAGAGGACUACAAUGGGCAGUCAGACAUGGUGAGCUUGUUCUUUGAAUCGAUCUUCGGUACCGAAAGCCCCACCCCCAAAAGAGUGAUGACUGGACUAUUGUCGCUCUCGAUCUUGGGCAAUAUCAUUGUCAUGACCUUCACUGCAGCUCGCGUCAAGCAAGAAAUCGCAAAGGAGGGCAUCCUUCCCUGGUCGCUCUUCUUUGCCAAAUCCACUCCCACACCGUGGGCUUGGCUGAAGCUGCGGUGGGCCUCCAAACGCCGUCAUAGCCAUGCUCAUCCGGGUAGUGGUGAUCGCUUCGCAGCAGCCGAACGAGAGCUACCAGACCAGAGCCCGAUCGCCGCUCUGGCCCUUCAUUUAUUCACCUCCGUCUUCCUCAUCGUCGUCACAGCCGGCCUCGACGUUGAGACCAGCUAUACCUUCCUGAUAUCCAUUUAUGCUUACGUCAUCAAUGGACUGAUUGGUUUCCUUGCUGCCGGUGGCCUUCUGUACAUGAUGUACCUCCGAGCCGAGGAAUGGCGCAUUGUUUCGCAGUUCCGUCUCGGCCCCUCACGCUGGACACAGUCCCUCCCGGCAUGGCUUUACUGCCUCUUCACGGGCUUUCUCAUUGUCUGCUCCUUUGUUCCUCCACCCUCCAGCGACAGAGAGUACAGUGAUAGCCGUACCGGUUUCCCGUGGUACAUCGUGCCCGCAAUCGGUCUAUCCUCGAUCCUCUGGGGCCUGAUCUGGUAUGGUGGUCUGAAGCUGGAAGAGCGAAGACGAGGCGAGAUUCUCAUCAACGAUAGGAAUCCAGCGAUUGAAGAGUUUGUUUCGGAUGAUAAGACCCACAGGGAGUGGAUCAUGACUUCUGAGAUUAUCACUCGUAGAUGGAUGACAAGAGGGUACCGUCAUGAAAUGGCUAUGGAUUGA
Endocarpon pusillum Z07020 is the source of this 1827-nucleotide messenger RNA. RefSeq lists its product as uncharacterized. The record is from RefSeq and is a predicted model, not a curated record. Gene Ontology annotation, molecular function: L-amino acid transmembrane transporter activity. Bases 1 to 1827 code for a protein of 608 amino acids. Gene Ontology annotation, biological process: amino acid transmembrane transport. Gene Ontology annotation, cellular component: membrane. The transcript is spliced from 4 exons. Lineage: Eukaryota; Fungi; Ascomycota; Eurotiomycetes; Verrucariales; Verrucariaceae.